AUGAGCGCCACUCUGAUUCGUACAGCGGAUACUCAGUGCUCGUACCCGGAUUGCUCCAAGACUGUCUGGCAAGAUCCAGACGGCUCCUACUCAGCCUAUUGUAGUAGAUCGCAUCUUGAGAAAGCCCAAUUUACUGCCGGGGAGCUUUGCAAAAACUGCCAAACCCGCCCGGUUUAUGUCGAAAAUGGCCGUUCUCACGACUUCUGUGGUGUCCGAUGUGCCACUGCCUAUCGUAAUGGUACCCAGAUCCGACGCGAUGCUCCGGCACAAAGCACUGAGAGCCAGUGCAAGCUCGUCGAAUGUAAACGUCCCGUGUACGUGGACGACGACGGUGUACCGGGCGAAUAUUGCUCCGAGAGCCAUCGUCUUAAGGCUGUAAGGGCUGGCGCGGCUGAAGCAUGUUUGUUCUGUGGGCUUGCACCGAAAGCCAGAAUAAAUGAUCGAUACAGUGACUUCUGCUCCAGGAGGUGCAAGGAAGAUGCUGUCGAUAGCGCUCCGAUCAUUUUGCAACUGCAGAAGUCGCACGAUGCAUACAUAGAGGUGGAGGAGCAAUUCAAGGAUACGUGGAAGCAUUCCACGAACGUCCCCGUUGUCCACCAGAUCUGGAAGAUCUACGGCAGCAAGAACGCGAACGACACAUUCGACCGAUAUAGAUUAAGCUUGGAGCGCCGCACAGGCAAGAAAGAUGGGAACACGCAAAGGCGCUGGCACGGCACGAUUCGUGCCUGUACUCUGGGCGACAGCGAAUUAUUACGCGAGCUUUGCACUUCCGAAACCUGCUCUUUGUGUAAUAUCAUCCGCUCGUCAUUUCAGUUGGCGCGUGCGGGUGAGCGUACCAAUUUUGGGCGGUUUGGCGCAGGAAUCUACACGUCUGGAACGUCUUCGAAGGCCAAUAACUACGUCGCAGAGACGGGUGGCUCGUCGUACAAAUCAGUGCUUCUUAAUGAGGUCAUCAUGGGGGAGGGGAUCAAGCUUCAUACCGGAGACGAAACACUGACAGAGCCUCCGCCAGGGUAUGACUCAGUCAUCGGCGAGCCCGGAGGGGAUUUGAACUACGACGAGAGCAUCGUCUACACGAACGAUGCGAUCCGUCCGAUAUUCCUUAUUCUCUACCAAGAGUGA
Molecule: messenger RNA, 1122 nt
Organism: Sparassis crispa
Lineage: Eukaryota; Fungi; Basidiomycota; Agaricomycetes; Polyporales; Sparassidaceae
Exons: 14
Coding region: 1-1122 (373 amino acids)
Molecular function (GO): NAD+ poly-ADP-ribosyltransferase activity
Source: RefSeq, a predicted model, not a curated record